Molecule: messenger RNA, 688 nt
Organism: Sinocyclocheilus anshuiensis
Lineage: Eukaryota; Metazoa; Chordata; Actinopteri; Cypriniformes; Cyprinidae
Gene: trappc1
Product: trafficking protein particle complex subunit 1
Exons: 5
Coding region: 112-549 (145 amino acids)
Biological process (GO): endoplasmic reticulum to Golgi vesicle-mediated transport
Cellular component (GO): TRAPP complex
Source: RefSeq, a predicted model, not a curated record
UAAAAUAAUGUUCGUUUGAAGCAAAUUAGAUUGCUAUAUUGUUUUCGAGGGAGUUUUGAUUAUUGUUCAGGCAGCUGUCGCGUCAGUCUUAGAACAGACGCCGCGCGGAAGAUGACUGUUCAUAACUUGUACAUAUUUGAUCGCAAUGGCAGCUGCCUGCAUUACAGCGAGUGGAACCGCAAGAAACAAGCCGGAAUCUCCAAAGAAGAGGAGUUUAAGCUGAUGUACGGGAUGCUGUUCUCCAUCCGCUCCUUCAUCAGCAAGAUGAGUCCGCUCGACAUGAAAGAUGGCUUUCUGGCAUUCCAGACCAGCCGUUAUAAGCUGCAUUAUUAUGAAACUCCAACAGGAAUCAAACUGGUGAUGAACACAGACCUCGGCGUGCCGAACUGCAGAGACACACUGCAGCAGAUCUACAGCACUCUGUAUGUGGAGUACAUCGUGAAGAACCCGCUGUGUGUGCUGGGCGAGUCUCUCCAGAGCGAUCUGUUCCACAGUAAACUGGACUCUUUCAUCAGAGCGCUACCGUUCUUCAGCGUCCGCGCCGCCUGAUCACAAUAAAACAUCAGCUUCUAUUUAUACUCAGUGUCUGCUUCCUCUAGCACAUUUCUUUUGUUAAAUAUCACUUUUCAUUAUUUGAUGACUUUGACUCACAAAAUUAAUCAAAAUAAAUGAUUCCUUUUUGACUUAA